This is a messenger RNA of Formica exsecta, 1304 nucleotides long. RefSeq names its product smoothelin-like protein 2. The record is from RefSeq and is a predicted model, not a curated record. Gene Ontology annotation, molecular function: protein binding. Gene Ontology annotation, cellular component: filamentous actin; microtubule organizing center. Bases 259 to 756 code for a protein of 165 amino acids. NCBI's taxonomy places the organism in Eukaryota, Metazoa, Arthropoda, Insecta, Hymenoptera, Formicidae. The transcript is spliced from 4 exons. Gene Ontology annotation, biological process: actin cytoskeleton organization.
UUGUUUGUAAGAUAACUAAUGCAUGUCGCCCGCGCGCGUUGAAGGCAUGCGACGAGAGUGAGAAAUGAAAGAUUUUGCUAGAUCCAUAGUUUUCUAAUAAUUUACACUUUUUUUUACGUCUUUGACAUGUAUCAGGAUUCAAUUACAAUAGCAAUUAAAAUAGAUAUAGAGAUUAACAUCUCGAUCAAAUUUUAGUAUGCAUCUCGGCACAAGUCUAACAUAUCUUGCGCUUUUAAAGCUCCUCGAUGUAGUUUUACAAUGUAUUCCAUUCAUUUUUCAGUCCCGAAAAAACCACUGUCGCCGUUCGCCAAGUUUCGUCAGCUCGAUAGGCAGAACAGCGCCUCUUUAUCGCCAAGUCCUGUAAAAUCACCGGCGACAGAAUUUCGAUUCAAAUUUACCGAACCAACUGUACGAGACAAUGCUGUGCAAAUUAAAGAGCGACUGUUGGCGUGGUGUCGGUCGAAAACCAAAGAGUACGAGAAUGUGCAGCUCGAUAACUUUUCAACAAGCUGGAAUAACGGUUUAGCAUUCUGCGCGUUAAUUCAUCACUUUAGACCGGACGCUUUCGAUUACAAUUCUCUACGUCCGGAGAAUCGCAGGAAAAACUUUGAACUCGCUUUCACAAAGGCCGACGAAGUCGCUGGAAUCGCGCCAUUACUUGACGUCGAAGAUAUGGUGAUGAUGCAACGACCGGAUUGGAAGUGCGUCUUCACAUACGUUCAGUCCAUCUAUCGUCGCUUUAAAGAUGAGGACUAACUUUAAAAACGCAGCAGCAGCAGCACAGCACAAUUCCAUUUAAUAUCAAGAUAGAACAUGUGACCGCUAUUUUUGUAGAACAAUGUUAUCCAUUUAAUUCGUAUGUGGUUUGAAGAGAGAACCAUUUUUCUUUUUUUCUUUUAUAUGAUAAAAUUGAUGUUCCUGCGACCACAUGCGAAUCAAAUCUAAGGUAGUAAGCGUAGAAUUUCAGAUUCAAUGACAAUGUCUUCCAAUGAUAAUAAUGAUAAUAAUGAUGAAUCAAAUAUCGCGACUGCCCGAGAAGCUAUGUACUCGUACGCGUCUUAUAUUUUCAUAUUUCGCAUAUUUUCUUGGCACAGCCUUACUAACGCGUAACAACUUUCUACCGAUGUCAACGCAGCAGCUAAUGAUUUCCGCGAAAAUACACGGUGAUAUCAUGCACACGUGUAAGCGAAACACAGUCAAUCGCUGCCAAAUGGCGUUAGCCAUCGAUAUUAUAAAAAACUAAUAAAAAUGUCUUGAGAGAGUACCAAAGAGAUUUCUCAAAUAAAUAUGUGAUACGAGAAAAA